GAAAGAGAUAAGACUUUGUUAGAUUUUCAUCUUUAGGCUCCUCUCCUCACCAAUCAAAAUUCUCACAAAAUAUAAAACACAAAAAAAAAUAAAAACAAAGAAAAAGAAAAAAAGAAUUAUUCACUCAUUUCCACUUCUGCAAGCAGCAAAGUAGAGGAAGAAGAAGAAGAAGAAGAGCAGCAAUGGCUAACAUGAUCAUGGCUUCCUCCAAAGCCCUAAUGCCCACCGCUCUCCCUGCCCCAAGGCUCAAAAUUUCGGCUUCCCUUCCGAAAUUAACCCUACCCGAACUCCCAAAACGCAACCAAUUCCACUCCCUCUCCUCCUCCAGUUUGAAAUCCCUAUCGGUGAUUCUGGGCACCGCCCUCGCGGCGGCGCCGCCGUCCAUGGCGGAGGAGAUCGAGAAGGCGUCGCUGUUCGACUUCAACCUGACGCUGCCGAUAAUCAUGGCGGAGAUCCUAUUCCUGAUGUUCGCGCUGGACAAGAUCUACUUCAGCCCGCUGGGGAAGUUCAUGGACGAGAGGGACGCGGCCAUCAGGGAGAAGCUGAGCAGCGUGAAGGACACGUCGGCGGAGGUGAAGCAGCUGGAGGAGCAGGGCGCGGCGGUGAUGAAGGCGGCGCGUGCGGAGAUAUCCGCCGCGCUCAACAAGAUGAAGAAGGAGACGCAGGAGGAGGUGGAGCAGAAGCUGGCGGAGGGGCGUAAGAAGGUGGAGGCGGAGCUCACGGAGGCGCUGGCCAAGCUGGAGACCCAGAAGGUGGAGACCAUAAAGGCUCUCGAUUCCCAGAUUUCAGCUCUCAGUGAUGACAUUGUCAAGAAGGUCCUCCCUGUUAAUUAGGAAUUUUUUUCUAUCAAUCUAUGAAAAAAGAAGAAAAAAAAUUAUAUAUUACAAAUAUGCUGCUGCAUCUAAAUCCCACUCUUUAAAUCUAAUUUGUAUAAAUUCUAUUUAGAGAUUUUCAGUUUUACGUAAAUUUCUAAAUUAUCAAAGGCCUUCAAAUUUAGUUGA
Messenger RNA from Ipomoea nil (Japanese morning glory), 1001 nucleotides. RefSeq names its product ATP synthase subunit b', chloroplastic. NCBI's taxonomy places the organism in Eukaryota, Viridiplantae, Streptophyta, Magnoliopsida, Solanales, Convolvulaceae. Gene Ontology annotation, biological process: proton motive force-driven ATP synthesis. Gene Ontology annotation, molecular function: proton transmembrane transporter activity. The record is from RefSeq and is a predicted model, not a curated record. The transcript has a single exon. Bases 183 to 833 code for a protein of 216 amino acids.